CUCACGAGUUCUGCCUUACAGCACCAGCUGAGCGAUGCCCGGAGCAGACCUGUAGCCGCCUUACAUCAUCUCCAACAUGAAGACAGUCACGGUGCCAGUGCUUCUGACCCUGGCUCUUUGCCUCAUUCAAGAUGCUGCCAGUGAAGAUGCAAAUCAGGAAACAUGCAGUGGAUUUCAAGCCUUGAUGAAAAAUGGGAAAUUGUUCUGUCCUCAGGAUAAAAUACUUCUUCAAAGCCCUGAUGGAAAAAUGCUCAUCAACAAAUGUGUCACAUGCAAAAUGAUACUGGAAAAAGAAGCAAAAUCCCAGAAAAGAGCUGAGCGUUUAGCAAAAGUCACUAGAGCCACUGCUUCAUCAGAGCUGAAUUGCAAUGAUUUCAGGAAAGGAGAAAAAGAUGGGGAUUUUAUCUGUACUGCUGAUGAAGCUGCUGUUUGUGGCACGGAUGGGAAAACUUACCGCAACAGAUGUGAGCUGUGUGCUGAGAAUCAGAAGACCAGCUCCCAAGUUGGCAUAAAAAGCAAAGGCAAAUGUGAGAGCAGUAAUCCAGAGCAGGAUUUAUGCAGUGCUUUUCGGGCCUACGUGAAAGAUGGGAGACUUGGAUGCACAAGAGAAAAUGAUCCGGUUCUUGGUCCUGAUGGGCGGACACAUGGCAACAAGUGUGCAAUGUGUGCUGAGCUCUUUUUAAAAGAAGCUGCAGAAAAUGCCAAGCGAGAAGGUGAAAAUAGAAUUCGAAGAAAUGCUGAAAAGGACCUCUGCAAGGAAUUUGAGAACCAAGUGAGGAAUGGGAGACUCUUUUGUACCCGAGAGAGUGACCCUAUCCGUGGCCCUGAUGGCAGGAUGCAUGGCAACAAAUGCUCACUGUGUGCUGAAAUUUUCUUGAGGAACUUUUCAGAAGAAAAAAGUAAAUCAGAUCAAAAUCCAGGGAAGACUGAAGAAGUUAAAGUUAAAAGAGAAAUCGAGAAACAAUGCAGUGAAUAUCAAGAUAAUGCAAAGAAGGGAACACUUGUCUGUACCAGAGAAAGCGACCCUGUCCGUGGUCCAGAUGGAAAAAUGCAUGGCAACCUGUGCUCCAUGUGCCAAGCCUUCUUCCAACAAGAAGCUGAAGAAAAGAAAAAGGCAGAAGCCCAAGCAAGAAACAGAAGAGGAUCUGAAAAAGCACCUUCAUAUGAAGAGCUUUGCAGUGAAUAUCGACAGUUGGUAAGAAAUGGGAAGCUCCCUUGCACCAGAGAGAAUGACCCCAUCCAGGGCCCAGAUGGCAAAAUGCAUGGAAACACCUGCUCCAUGUGUCAGGCCUACUUCCAAGCAGAAGAAGAGGAAAAGAAAAAAAAGGAAAGUAAUUCAAGAAAUAAAAGACAAUCUGCAAACACAACUUCCUUUGAGAAGUUAUGUAGUGACUACCGCAAAUCCUGGAAGAAUGGACAACUUAUUUGCACCAGGGAGAAUGACCCUAUCCAGGGCCCAGAUGGGAAAAUGCAUGGAAACACCUGCUCCAUGUGUGAGGCCUACUUUAAACAAGAAGAAAGAGCAAGAGCAAAAGCUAAAAGGGAAGCAGCAAAGGAAGACUGCAGCGAAUUCCGGGACCAAGUGAAGGAUGGAAUGCUCGUAUGCACCAGGGAGCAUGACCCUGUUCUUGGUCCAGAUGGCAAAAUGCAUGGAAACAAGUGUUCCAUGUGUGCUAGUGUGUUUCGACUUGAAGAAGAAGAGAAGAAAAAUUCUAACGAAGAAGAAAAGGAGAAAGUGGAGGCUGAAAAAGUUAAGAGAGAAGCAGUGGAGGAGCUGUGUCAUGAAUACCGUCAGUAUGUGAAGGACGGGAGGCUCCCCUGCACCAGAGAGAAUGACCCAAUUGAGGGUCUGGAUGGGAAGGUUCACGGCAACACCUGCUCCAUGUGCGAGGCCUUCUUCCUGCAAGAAGCAAAAGAAAAAGAAGUUGCAGCCAGAACAAAAGUUAGAAGAGAAUCUGAAAAGGAUAACUGCAGUGAAUUUCGGGGUCUUUUGCAAAAUGGAAAUCUUUUCUGCACAAGAGAAAAUGAUCCUGUGCGUGGCCCAGAUGGCAAGACCCAUGGCAAUAAGUGUGCCAUGUGCAAGGCAGUCUUUCAGAAGGAAAAUGAAGAGAGAAAAAAGAAAGAAGAGGACAAUCAGAGAAAUUCUGCAGGACAGGGUUCUAAUGGUGAAGGAGGGAAAGCUCAGGACCCAUGUGCUGAGUAUCGAGAACAUAUGAAAAAUGGAAAACUCAGCUGUACUCGGGAGAGUGAUCCUGUACGAGGUGCUGAUGGGAAAUCGUACAACAACAAAUGUGCCAUGUGUAAAGAGCUACUACAAAGAGAAAUUGAAGAAAAAGAUAAGAAUUCUGGUUUUAGAUCAAAUGGGACUGGAUCAGAGUCAGGAAAGGAUGUAUGUGAUGAGUUCAGAAGCCAAAUGAAAAAUGGAAAACUCAUCUGCACUCGAGAGAGUGACCCCGUCCGGGGUCCUGAUGGCAAGACGCAUGGCAACAAAUGUGCCAUGUGUAAGGAGAGGCUGGAAAGGGAAGCAGCUGAAAACAAAAAGAAAGAAGAUGAAGAAAAGAAAAAUACAGGAGAAAAGAGCAAUGACAAGGAGGAUGUGUGUCAUGAAUUCCGGAGCAAGCAGAGAGAUGGAAAACUUGUCUGCACCAGAGAAAAUAACCCUGUUCGAGGCCCAGAUGGCAAGAUGGCAUGUACCAAGUGUGCCAUGUGUCUGAGCAUCUGUAUUGAACGAGAAGCCAGUGAAAGAAAUAAGAAUGAUGAAGAAAAGUUCAUUUCCAAACCUUCAAACAAUGCAAAGGAUGAGUGCAGUGACUUUCGAAAGCAUUUGAGGAAUGGAGAGCUCAUCUACCGAGAGUUCGACCCUGUGCGUGGCGAGGACGGAAAGUUCUACAGGAACAAGUGCCACAAGUGGCAGAGCUGUCUUGUGAGUCAAAAAGAAGCUUUGGAAAGAGCAAAACUUCGAAAAAAGCCAUCCCACAUUAGAGCUUCUGAAGAGGAAAACAACCUAGAUUUGCUCAAUUCUCUGAAUUCCGAGAUGUGCAAACACUACCGAGUGCUGCCAAGGAUGGGUUAUAUUUGCCCACGAUUGCAGCCUGUCUGUGGUGAUGAUGGCCAAACAUACAGCAACCCUUGUAUGCUCUGUCAUGAAAACCUGAUACAUCAGACUAACACACACAUACGCAGUAAAGGGAGGUGUGAGGAAAGCAGCGACCCAGAAACACCUGUGAAGACAGGACAAAUGAUUAAGGAUUGAUGGACUGCAACAAGGGAAAAGGAUUGCCCUAAUUCUGAACCAUCCUACCUUCGUCAUCUGUAUAUACAAAGAAUGCUUCAGAGGUAGUCUUCUUAUUUACUAUGGAAACAAUACAGAGCUGUUGGGAUUGGACUCACUGAUUUUCAGUCUUUUCCAUCUCUUUCCUCUAGACACUGUGGUCUUAGAGCACACAGAAAUUCCCACUCAUUCCAGUGCUCUGAAAAUGCCCAGAUUCACAAUGGUGUCUGUCCAACUGCCUGUUUAAUAAAAGUAGACUCAGCAGAA
Molecule: messenger RNA, 3538 nt
Organism: Sciurus carolinensis (gray squirrel)
Lineage: Eukaryota; Metazoa; Chordata; Mammalia; Rodentia; Sciuridae
Gene: Spink5
Product: serine peptidase inhibitor Kazal type 5
Molecular function (GO): protein binding
Source: RefSeq, a predicted model, not a curated record